AUGGGUACUGUCUCGGACACUUAUAAAGUAGGGGACUACCGUAUGGGUACUGUCUCGGACACUAAUAAAGUAGAAGACUACCUUAUGGGUACUGUCUCGGACACUAAUAAAGUAGUGGAUACUGUCUCGGACACUAAUAAAGUAGAGAAAUACCUUAUGGGUACUGUCUCGGACACUAAUAAAGUAGUGGAUACUGUCUCGGACACUAAUAAAGUAGAGGACUACCUUAUGGGAGCUGUCUCGGACACUAAUAAAGUAGAGGACUACCUAAUGGGUACUGUCUCGGACAAUAAUAAAGUAGGGGACUACCAUAUGGAUACUAUCUCGGACACUAAUAAAGUAGGGGACUACCAUAUGGAUACUGUCUCGGACACUGAUAAAGUAGGGGACUACCUUAUGAGUACUGUCUCGGACACUAAUAAAGUAGAGGACUACCUUAUGGGAACUGUCUCGGACACUAAUAAAGUAGAAGACUACCUAAUGGGUACUGUCUCGGAGACUAAUAAAGAAGAGGACUACGUUAUGUGUACCGUCUAA
Molecule: messenger RNA, 537 nt
Organism: Mizuhopecten yessoensis (Yesso scallop)
Lineage: Eukaryota; Metazoa; Mollusca; Bivalvia; Pectinida; Pectinidae
Product: ribosomally synthesized cyclic peptide ustiloxin B precursosr-like
Exons: 1
Coding region: 1-537 (178 amino acids)
Source: RefSeq, a predicted model, not a curated record